Molecule: messenger RNA, 4160 nt
Organism: Diachasmimorpha longicaudata
Lineage: Eukaryota; Metazoa; Arthropoda; Insecta; Hymenoptera; Braconidae
Gene: Glyp
Product: glycogen phosphorylase
Exons: 3
Coding region: 289-2823 (844 amino acids)
Biological process (GO): glycogen catabolic process
Cellular component (GO): cytoplasm
Molecular function (GO): glycogen phosphorylase activity; pyridoxal phosphate binding
Source: RefSeq, a predicted model, not a curated record
CCCUUACCACUGGCCACUAGUUCUCAUUCCCUGCAGUCGCCAAAACCGAAAAAAGCCUAAACCACUUGGUAGCGCGCAUGCGUGACCUUGAGACAAGGUGACCGGUUGGAAUUGUCUCUCGAAGAAGGGGAAAAUCAUCACUUGGGGUCCAUCGCUCCGUCAGUCAAGGAGCUUGUACCUCCACCAUAAACAAAUAAUUCAUAAAAGCACCAAUAAUCGUAUAAAUAAAUCAACAACUCAACAGUAGAAGUGAUUUAACAAAUUGUUGACUGAAUAAAAAAAGUGAAGAUGUCAAUGAGCGAUAUAGAUCAUGAGAAGAAGAAACAAAUAUCAGUUAGGGGUAUCGUUGAUGUCGCCAAUGUUAUAAAUAUAAAGAAGGCCUUCAACCGGCAUGUUCAUUACACCCUUGUGAAGGAUAGAAAUGUCGCAACAAGCAGAGAUUAUUAUUUUGCAUUGGCACACACUGUCAAGGAUAAUCUCGUGUCGAGGUGGAUCCGUACACAGCAGCACUACUACGAGAAUGAUCCUAAGAGAGUCUACUACCUCUCCCUGGAGUACUACAUGGGCAGAACUCUACAAAAUACCAUGAUCAAUCUGGGUAUUCAGGGGGCAUGUGAUGAAGCAAUGUAUCAGAUGGGUCUUGACAUUGAAGAAUUAGAGGAACUCGAGGAAGAUGCAGGUCUGGGUAAUGGUGGUCUAGGUCGUCUAGCCGCCUGUUUCCUGGACAGCAUGGCGACUUUGGGACUAGCAGCCUACGGUUACGGAAUUCGGUAUGAGUACGGUAUCUUCGCGCAGAAGAUAAAGAACGGUGAGCAGUCGGAAGAGCCCGAUGACUGGCUGCGUUACGGAAAUCCCUGGGAGAAAGCUCGCCCAGAGUUCAUGCUUCCCGUGCACUUUUACGGUCACGUUAUCGAAACACCGGAGGGUAAAAAAUGGGUAAACACCCAAGUCGUGUACGCAAUGCCAUACGAUUCUCCAAUUCCUGGGUACAAAAACAACCACGUGAACACUCUUCGUCUAUGGUCGGCAAAAUCGCCCAUUGAAUUCAACCUGAAGUUCUUCAACGACGGCGACUACAUUCAAGCUGUAUUCGAUCGAAAUCUGGCUGAGAACAUCAGUAAAGUCCUCUACCCCAAUGACAAUUUCUUCGAAGGUAAGGAACUCCGAUUGAAGCAAGAGUAUUUUAUGGUGGCAGCCACUCUCCAAGAUAUCAUCAGACGCUACAAAUCCAGCAAAUUCGGUUCUCGCGAUCACCACAGAACCGAUUUCGAGCAAUUCCCAGACAAGGUAGCUAUACAACUCAACGACACUCAUCCAUCCCUAGCGAUUCCUGAGUUGAUGCGAGUGCUUAUGGACGUGGAGGGUCUUUCCUGGGAGAAGGCAUGGGACAUAACAACUCGCACUUGUGCUUACACCAAUCACACAGUCCUGCCAGAAGCCCUGGAGCGCUGGCCAGUAUCAAUGCUCCAGAGUAUCCUCCCUCGCCACCUGGAGAUCAUCUACCACAUAAAUUUCCUCCAUCUUCAAGAAGUUGGAGCCAGAUAUCCAGGUGAUUUUGAUCGCCUUCGGAGGAUGUCCCUGAUUGAGGAGGAUGGCGAGAAGCGAGUGAAUAUGGCCCAUCUCUCUAUCGUAGGAUCACACGCCAUCAAUGGUGUCGCCAGGAUUCACUCCGAGAUACUGAAGGACUCAGUCUUCAGGGAAUUCUACGAGAUGCAUCCUGAAAAAUUCCAGAACAAGACUAAUGGCAUAACCCCCAGGCGAUGGCUCUUGCUCUGCAAUCCUAAUCUCUCUGACGUCAUCGAGUCCAAGAUCGGUUCCGAUUGGGCUGUUCAUUUGGAGCAGCUUCAGCAGCUGAAGAAGUGGGCGAAGGAUCCCAAUUUCCAGAGAUCUGUGGCUAAAGUUAAGCAGGAAAAUAAACUCCGACUGGCUGAAUUACUCGAGAAGGAUUACGGAGUCAAAGUGAAUCCUGCUUCUCUCUUCGAUAUUCAAGUGAAGCGAAUUCACGAGUACAAGAGACAGCUGUUGAAUUGCCUCCAUAUUAUUACGUUAUACAAUCGAAUUAAGAAGAACCCUUCGGCUCCCUUCGUGCCGAGGACCAUUAUGAUCGGAGGAAAGGCAGCUCCUGGUUAUCUUCUGGCCAAGAAAAUUAUUAAGCUCAUUUGCAGUGUCGCUCAGGUCGUUAAUAACGAUCCCAUUGUUGGUGAUAAACUCAAGGUCAUCUUUUUGGAGAACUAUCGAGUUACUCUCGCUGAGAAAAUCAUCCCAGCGGCUGAUCUCAGUGAGCAAAUAUCCACUGCUGGUACUGAAGCCUCUGGUACUGGGAACAUGAAAUUCAUGUUGAAUGGGGCUUUGACCAUUGGAACUCUCGAUGGCGCUAAUGUUGAAAUGGCUGAGGAAAUGGGUAAUGAGAAUAUUUUCAUAUUUGGAAUGACUGUUGAUGAGGUUGAGGAUCUGAAGAGACGUGGUUACAAUGCUUGGGAUUAUUACAAUAAAUUACCAGAGGCGAAACAGUGUAUCGAUCAGAUCACUGGAGGAUUCUUCAGUCCUAAUAAUCGUGAUGAGUUCAAGGACAUCGGGGAUGUUCUCAUGAAGUGGGACAGGUUCUAUCUACUGGCAGACUUCGAGGAUUAUAUCAAGACUCAGGAUAAGGUCUCCAAAGUCUAUCAGGAUACCACCAAGUGGGUGGAAAUGGCUAUUCAUAAUAUCGCGAGCUCCGGGAAAUUCUCCUCGGACAGGACCAUUGAAGAUUAUGCCACGGAGAUUUGGGGGGUUGAACCCUCGUGGAAGGCACUGCCUGAUCCUCAUGAGCCCAGAGAUGUCUAAGGAAACAUCCGGAUAACGGGGCGGGGUUCAGAGGGGUGAUGUGCGAGAGAAUGCUAAUUAAAAAUUUGUUGACUGAGAGGGGCUCCACUGUGUGGGGAAUAUCUUGAAAAUUCAGGGAUUGAGAAAAUGAUAUUGAUAGAAUUCUCUAGUGAAGUUGUAAAACAAAUUAACUUAUCUCGAGCCUUGGGCUGUGAUAGAUAUCUCGAAAUUGAGAAGUCAGGGACGAUUUUUUUUUCUCCACAAAAAAUAUUGUCAUGGAAAUUUUGCCAUCUUCCAUAAUUAUCGAGACGUGCAGCACAAAAUAAAGUUGCAGAUCAGUUGACUUAUCUUGUUCUCCCACUUCGCUACAGAUUUUUUUCUAGCUCGUUAAAUUGUCUAUGAAAGAGGUCCAUUUAAAUUUCUCUUUAAACCUUUUUCUCGUAAAGAUGUUUGGGAAAAUAUGGAAAGAAAUAAAAAUUACUUAUUUAUUCGUGGAAAAUUCUGUGCUAAAUGAUGUAUUAACAUCUAUUUAAUGUUUUUUCUUGAGAGACAUUUAAAAAUGUGGGAAAGUAAAUUUUCAAAAAUUUUGAAAUUUCUAAAAACUAUAUAGUCGUCAUUUCCGAAAUAUUUUGAGAACGAUAGGAUUAAAAGAAAUUAAGACUUCUGUGCAACUGAAGAGUCUUUAAGAAAUGUAUUUUCAUCUCAAUCUACUAGUUCAAGACAUACCUGCUACAGAAUGUUUAUGGAUUAAUUUGUUUUUGAUAAUUUUCGUUCAUUUUCUUAAUCGAAAAUGAAUUGUAAAUUAUAUCUGCUGGGUUCAAUGGUAACUCUCUUGCAUCCUCAUGGAUAAACAACGAAAAAGAAAUCUCAAUAUUCUAUAGUUAUUUUUAAAAUUCAUCAACAAGAAUGCAGUUUAAACGUCUAGUGAUGAUAACAUUAUCAGCUCACAUAUUUUUUCCCACACUUGAGAUUUUCAUGCCAAAGUUCAACGCUCAUUGCGCCAGUUACAAAUGUGUUCCGAGAGAUUUACGAAAAUGAAAGGAAAGUUUUACAGUCUGUUAAAUAAAAUUGUCCGAAGUUUAGCAAAAAGUAUUUGUCACAUACAAUAUUUUUUUAAAAUACUCCAAUCGAUAUUAGAGGAGAGGUACAAAGAAAUAAUGAGAAUUUAUUGUUACACGAGAGAGCCACAACCGGUGAUCAAUUAAUUUAUACGAUGAGAUCUAAAUAUACAGUCAUUAAUGACUUUUAAUUCAGAAUUGAUGAUCAAUGAUAUCUCUGUAUGUUAUUGAUGCUUCGUGCCAUCUGUUUUUUUAUAGGUGGACUGGUAGAACAAAUAUAUGCAUUGCCGACUGUUUAAA